ACUGGUGUCGAUGACGUAAAUUGUGCACUAGGUACACUGUAUCGUUUGGUUGAACUGAAUAGUUACAUUUUACGUUAAACGGAAAAGGUUAGAGUGGAUUUCUCUAAAGAGACAUCGAUCAUGAUUAUAGCGCUUUGUCUUUUCAUUACAUCUCUAUUUUAAGCAAUUCCUAUAUCUUUUCACACCAUUGUCGAUGUGAUAUUUCAGGGAGUGACAUCGUCCUCACCACAACGGUUGAGAAACUGGUGACCUGAGUGAACAAUGAACUGAGGGCAACCCCCCCACCCCACCCCUACCCCUCCCCCCACCCCCCUCUCCACCAGCUCUAGCAACAGAAAACCCUCUGGCCCGUCACCCCAGACCUGGGCAGAGGAGUGUGUGCGCGCGUGCGACUGCGUGUGUUUUCUGAGGCUGCCCGUGCUCCAGAAAGAGCUAAUAGGCUAACCUCCCCCUCGCCUGAGAGGAGGCCCUUCUGACCUUUGACCCUGUUUGACUGACCCCAGCCAACAGUCACCACCACCACCAGGAAGCAUGGGGAGGAAGAAGAUUCAGAUCCAACGGAUCACCGAUGAGAGGAACAGACAGGUGACGUUCACCAAGAGGAAGUUUGGCCUGAUGAAGAAGGCGUACGAGCUGAGCGUGCUGUGCGACUGUGAGAUCGCCCUCAUCAUCUUCAACCACUCCAACAAGCUGUUCCAGUACGCCAGCACCGACAUGGACAAGGUCCUGCUCAAAUACACCGAGUACAACGAGCCCCACGAGAGCCGGACCAACGCUGACAUCAUCGAGACGUUGCGAAAGAAAGGCUUCAGCGGUUGCGAAAGUCCCGAGCCGGACGGAGAGGACUCCAUCGACCAGAGCCCCCUGAACGACGACAAAUACCGCAAGACCACCGAAGACCUAGACAUUCUCUUCAAGCGCUACGGUGUCAGUUCCUCGGUCCCGCCCCCCACAUUCUCCGUGCCCGUCACCGUCCAGGCCUCUACUCAGAACGCAUUGCAGUUCAGUAACCCUGGGAACGCCAUGGUGACCACCUCCUACGUGACGUCGUCAUCGCUCUCUGACAACCACCACCUGUCACCCCAGCCACCGGCGCUCCAGAGAAGCACAGGAUCUCCCGGGUUGCCACAGCGACCGGCCAGCGCAGGUGCUAUGCUCGGCGGUGACUUGAACAACUCAAAUGGCGGAUGCCCAAGUCCAGUCCCUAACGGAUACAUCAGUGCCAGGGCCUCCCCGGGCCUCCUCUCGGUGUCCAACGGCAACAGCCUGGGGAAAGUAGUUCCGGCCAAGUCCCCACCUCCGCCUCAGAGCCCACAGAUGGUCAACAGCCGCAAGCCAGACAUCCGGGUAAUCACCACUCAGGGUGGGAAGAGCCUGAUGCAGAUGACAGAUGAUGAGCUGGAGAUGGUGAGCGAGAAUGCCCAGCGUUUGGCCGGUGCACAAGUGACCCAGAUGCUCACCACACCGGUGGUCUCCGUGACAACGCCCAGCCUCCUGGCGCAGGGGAUGCCCUUCUCCGCCAUGCCGACAGCUUACAACACAGAAUACCAGCUGACGAGCGCUGACAUCACCGCUCUCCACGCCCUGGCGUCGCCAGGCGGCCUGCUGCAAGGCAACGCGCCAUGGCAACAGUCUUUAUCCCAGCAGCAACAUCAACAACAGCAACAACUUAGUCUGGCGUCGCUUAGCAACUUGGUCAUGUGGGGCAUGGACAAACAGAGUGGGGAAUUGUCUAGCCAGAUCUCCAGUCUGGCAGCCAAUCUGAGCGCCUCGCAGUCCAACCUCCUCUUGGGUAGAGAUGAGUGGUUGGGCCGGCCGGUGGGCCACAUACCUCAGGGCGCCAUGCUGACUGUCAACACCAACUCCAAUGUGAGCAUCAAGUCUGAACCCAUCUCGCCCGGCCGAGACCGCCACUCACCGUGCCCCCCGCCGUCCUCCUCUGGAGGGGGCAUCCAGACGACCGUGCCCCCGCCACAGUACCCUGGUUCCCUACUGUGCCUGGAGCCACCAACCGGCCGUUCCCCCGCCCACAGCCUCAGCAGCAACGGCAGCUCCUACGAGGGCAAUGACCGGGAUGACCCUGGGGCAGGCGGCGGAAGUGCAGCGGGCAACCGUGGCCGUUCCCUGCCUCCUGACUUCAGCCCUUCGGUGGAGCUCCUGCGGGCCCAGAAUGAGGUGGAGCAGGAGGGAGCCAACAUCAAACGCAUGAGACUCGACGCGUGGGUCACAUAGAGGCCACGCCGCCAAUGUCAUCGACCCCUGAAGCACCCCGAACACAGACCCCCUCCCCCAACACACACUGAACCCCCCCCCCCCCCCCCGACUGACAUUUGCCACCCACCACCACACCUUCCCUGCCUCCUAUCCAACCACUUAACCCAGCUGCCCAGGACUCAAAGCAGAGAGAACGGUAUGGGCUUGCGUUCCACCUGAAGGGAGGAUGGUGUAGUGUGUUGGAUUCUGUAUGGGGCGGCGCAAUGAAUAUGGGGGCUCAAAGAAUCUCGACGCGGUCUUGCUCAAACUGAGUUUUGCGCAAGUGUCAAUUCCCACGAAAAAAAACCAUCGGGACUUGAGGAUAGUGGAUGGAUUUAAAAUGGAACAUUCUCAAACGUUUCGACUGCUCGUUGCUGUUUAUGCCACUUGUAAAAGGGACUAGAUUCGUUGGACGACAGUCGUCACGUAUUUAGUUUGAGCACGACUGUAUCGGUAACAGUAUGAUGGAUGGCUUUAUGCUGUGUUUGCUCAACAAGUGCUGGUUGUUUUCACCGUGGGACUUCCUGCCAUAUUGACUGUUCAGUUCUGUUAGAUAUAAUUAGCAGUUAGCAGUCUGUUUUCCAGAAAGCCCCCCCCCCCUUCAAAAUGCACUUUGGGAAUGACUCUGUUUUGACGAGCGCUGUUUGCGACGAUUGCUGGCUCGGCUUCAUCGGUGGCACUGAGCGAAGAGACCCAGACGGGCAAAAACAGGAUGUCCGGUCGGUCAGGGAUACACAGGAAUGGAUCCUACCUCUGCCACCAAUUUCCAACGCCCAAGCCUCAGGUGGUGGCACUUUGUGGUCAACUGGCACUGUCAGCCAAGGCCAAAAUGAGCCCCUUGCCCGAGUGCCGAUAUCAACCUCUUCUCCUAAAUGCCAAAUGCCUCGGACGCGGGUAGAGGGACACUGAAGAAUAUUGUUCAGUUAUGACUGACAGCCUCUAUGAAACAACAGUAAACACUCAUAGCCUUUGUGUCUGCCCUCUCUCUGCUCAGAUGCAUAUGGAGUCCUCAUCACCUGUUUCCAUUCUGAUUUUUUAAGGAAUUGUUAAUCUUUGUUGCUCCAGAAAUUAGGUUAGAUGCAGGGAUACGCAUCAGAGGACUUCUAAAGGCUCAUUCUACUAGUAGAAGACCCCAAUGCAAUGCACAUUUUAUGUUUUGGACUUCUGGUUGCUCUCUUUAGGGAAGUAUUUGGUAUGUUGGCAUUUUAGACCUGCUGUUAGAGGUUAGAACUGUUUAACUGUAGAUCGUUUUGGGUUGAUGAAGAGUUAAACUUUGUAUAAAAUCACCCAUUAUACAAAAGCGUUUGAUGUUCCCUUAGCUUUCUGCAACUCUUUGCAAUGUUUCAAAAGAGCUGUUUCAGCAGAAUUCAAAAACACACAUUCUAUAUUUCUAUAGCUUCAGUUGGCUUUUCAAUACGGACGAUGUGUGUAAAUAUGAGUAUAUUUGCAUAGACUUUGCUAGGUAUCCCUAAAACAAACAAUGUGGUCAUUCUCUCAGUGGAUCUGUUUGCAUAUUGAGUGUGAUUUGUAAUUUCGAGCUGCGAUGCAGGAGUCCUGCAGCAGUAGCCGGGGAGUUUGUUUCAGUAACCUAAUAUAAUGCUAGUGUUGAUGGUGUGCAUGUUUUCUCACUCGCUCUUUAGAGGCCUGCUUGGCUACAGUGUCAACAUGUCCUUUGGCCUCACGCUCUGAACCCAAUCCCCUAUUAUCAAAGUCAAAUGAUAGACCACUAUAACACAAGUUAUAAAAAUGAAAUGGAUUCUACUAUUGAAAGGAGCACAAUGUGACAUUUGUAUUGAAUCAUGGCAUUCAGUCUUAAAACGAUCUAACUUUGAACUACACUAAGGUUGAGCGAAAACAAGAGACUUUAUCUAAAGUAAUUUGCCGAUUUUGAAACAACUUUUUCUCCCAUAUGAAAUCAUGUUUUCAUAUGCUUCACACUCUGCCGUGAGCUUGGCCAAAUGGACUUGUCCUAUUUAACAAUGUAAGUAGGUGGUGUUGAUUUCUAGAAAUGUAACUGCUGUCCAUUAUGCAACACAGAUUUAGUUUCAUUGCCUGCUCAGGUGAAUCCCAGGGUUCAGUGCGUAUGGCUGGCACCAGUGACUUAUCUAGUGGGGUGCAACAUUUCACAUAGAAAUGGAAUGUCUAGAAUGAAGAACAACAACAGGCCCAAUUCAGGGGCUUUCUUUUCUACACACUACAUUUUUUGUCUGAACUUGUCGUCACGCCCACCUCAGUCUGAGGGAGAGGUCCCUCUUUGGUUUGAGACAUUUGACACCACACUUGAUUGGUUUUAACACCCUGUCUAUUGCAGGUCACUCAUGUACAGAAUGUUCUAGCAAUGUAGUCUCGACAAUCUAUGUUAAAACCUGCAUCCUUUUUUUUUUUUGUUCUUGUGUAAAAUGUUUUCUAGAUCUUAUUUUUCAAGUGUUUAAUUUGUGCUGGUGACAGUUACUUAUUGUUGUAUAAUGGAGCUUUUAUUUUUCUGGUAUUUUGUGUAGGAUAUUCAACCUUUUUUUAUUUAAUCGCCCUUAUAUACAUGAUAUGAAACUGGUUUCCUUUCUUGAAACAACUUGCUAAAAUUGCACGAUCAGUUAAUGUGAUAUAGCAAAUGCAAUGAAGGAGAAGACCAGUUAAAUGCUGCAAUAUUGAUUUUAAGAUAUGAAAAUAUUUAUGUGGGGGAACCUGAAAUGAGCAAUUAAAACGAAUUACAAAAUGUAAAUGCAUGGGAUUAUACGAAACGCUCAUGUUACAUAACAGUAACAAAAUGCAUCACAAAUGAGUAAGACAACCUCGUAAAAAUGUAGCAUAAGUCAAAUAUAUGAAAAUGAUUGAUAAUAUAUUGUGUUCAGUUAGUCUGCUUUGGGUUUUUUGUUGUAAAGACUUGUUUGAGAAUUAUAUACAUUUUGUGUAUAUUUUCAUAUGCAAUGUAUGCACUGAUAUGUUAUGAACAUUCUAUACCGCUUUUACAAGUGUUUUGUUGUACCAAAGUAUCCCAAGUCCCUUAACCUUAUCCCUUUUGUGUAUGUUUUACCGUAUUUUAUAUAUUAAAUAGACAAAUUGAGUGAAAA
Messenger RNA from Oncorhynchus mykiss (rainbow trout), 5321 nucleotides. RefSeq names its product myocyte-specific enhancer factor 2D homolog. Gene Ontology annotation, molecular function: RNA polymerase II cis-regulatory region sequence-specific DNA binding; DNA-binding transcription factor activity, RNA polymerase II-specific; histone deacetylase binding. NCBI's taxonomy places the organism in Eukaryota, Metazoa, Chordata, Actinopteri, Salmoniformes, Salmonidae. Gene Ontology annotation, biological process: positive regulation of transcription by RNA polymerase II; cell differentiation; heart development. The record is from RefSeq and is a predicted model, not a curated record.